Molecule: messenger RNA, 1122 nt
Organism: Pleurotus ostreatus (oyster mushroom)
Lineage: Eukaryota; Fungi; Basidiomycota; Agaricomycetes; Agaricales; Pleurotaceae
Exons: 6
Coding region: 1-1122 (373 amino acids)
Molecular function (GO): nucleotidase activity
Source: RefSeq, a predicted model, not a curated record
AUGGAUGAGGUGGAGUUGAGGGAAUUGGAAUUGGGGAUGGUCGAGGAAGUCUCGACGGGACCAGGCGCCAAUUGCCCGGUCGUUACACCGUACCUUGGUCUUGCAGAAGUUGGGGAAUCCACUGGCUGGCUCUUGAAGAAUGAAAACAUGAAAUAUCUCCACGCGCUUCAUCUGUUUACUGUCCUAGUGCUCUGCCGCCUGCCUGUGGUAUUCUCGCAGCACAAAGUUAUCCUGACAAACGACGAUGGCUGGGCGGAGGCGCAGAUUCGUGCCGAGUACGAAGCUCUGAAUGAAGCUGGGUUUGAUGUUGUCUUGUCUGCCCCCGCAGAAAAUAUGUCAGGGACUGGCUCGCGAUCUGAGGAUCCAACGCCUCGUACAGAGCCUUGCGAGUUUGAUAGUUGCCCAGCAGGGUCCCCAGCUGUUGGCUUCAACGAGACGGACCCACGCCUAAACUACGUGAAUGCUUUCCCUGUGGACUCCGUGCGCUUCGGCAUCCAAACGUUGGCUCCAAAGUUCUUCAACGGCAAGCCUGACAUUGUUAUCAGCGGAUCUAAUGUUGGGAACAACCUUAAUUUGGGAGUUCUGGGCUCUGGGACGGUGUGCGUCGCAACUCUUUCCUUAGUUUUCCGUAACGCACUAAUAUCGAUUGAAUUUAGCGGAGCUGCGGCCGAAGGCUCUAAAGAAGGCAUAUCAUCCAUCGCCUUUUCUGGGGCGACCGCCUCGCAUAUAUCAUACACCUCGCUUGAAUCCGACCCAACCUCCCAGGAUAGCGUCGCAGCGCGAAUUUACAGCUCGUUGAUCCUUACCUUCGUCAACAAACUAUUGGACGGCCCGGGCGACAUACUCCCAUCACAUACGUUCUUGAACGUGAACUUCGCGCCGACAGAUAAUUGCCCCACAGCGGAGAGCUUCAAGUUCAUAUUCACGCGAUUAAUCCCGAACCCAUUCGUCAAAGACGUGAAUACUUGUGGGAAGGAUCACUUACCUGAUGAAACAACGACAGUGGCGAGAGGUUGCUUCGCCAGCGUAACGGCGUUGGAUGAUAGGUUGAAAUUAGACGUAGGAAAAGAAAAACAAGCGCAAGUAUUGGGUCGAUUGAAUGGCUUGGUAUCUUGCUUGUAA